GAUCAAUGAUUCAAGAAAUCCACUGUCAGUUCAAAGAAAAUUGACGCCAUAGCUGCAAUGGCCCGACCACCUCCUAGUGAUCCUGUUUCAAGCGACGAUGACGCUCCAGAAGCUGUUUCUCACUCUAUUUCCAAACGAAAUGCUAAGCGGGAGGAGAAAACCCUUCGUGACUUCGAGGCAGAAGAAAACGCGCGGAAGAAAACACACAACCGGGAGAGAGAUCGGAAAUUGAAGGAGCGAGCGGUUGUUACACGUCUGGGGAAGCCUUCAGAUAAUGCAGUACGGAAGGGAAAGCAGAAAGCUCCAAGGGAAUCUAAUGUUGAAAGUGACGGGUCCUCCGCUCAAGAGGACGAGACGCUUGAGGAUAACACGUUGGAAAUGCGAAUGCGCCGCGCAAUGGAGGAUGCUGCUGCUGAGAUAGGUGAUGGAGAGGACGAGGACGGGGACGGUGAGCUAGGAAAUCUGACAGACGAAGAAAUGGAUGGAGGAUCAGACGACAGUGGAAUGGACGAAGAGAUGGCAGAGUUUGAUGCUGAAAGCAGAGAAGAGGAGGAAGAGGAGGUAAUGAAUGGUAGCGAAGAUGAAUCAUCUGACGAAGACCGGCCUCCCUUGAGGAAGUCGUCGACCAAGGGACAAUAUCUGGAAGAUUCGCUUUUCGCGUCUGCAUUUGCUUCGCAAAACGCGCAUGCAGUGGCAGAUAUUACUGCAACCAAGUCACUACCAAAAGCGCAAAUAUCAAGGAAACGGCAGCGACAGCCAUUCUCGCGCGCCAAAGACCUUCUUGUGGGAACUCGUACUAUCCGUACCCUACCCAAUUCACUUGGAUCCAGAGCCCGUUCAACAGCUCACACCAUCCCAUCACAAAAAAUACGCAAAUUUAUCAAUCAAAGCCUUGCUGUCAGAGGUCGGAUGGCGUCUGCUAAAGCAAAAGCACGAGGAUGGGAGAGACGGCCAGGUGAGUUGUGGUCUAAUUUUGCUUUCACUCAUGCGAACCAAAAUUUAGCGAAUGUCGGCGUAAUGAAGUGGACUGGAGCGCCUUCUGGUUUUGUUCGCGAUAAGCAAUAAUAAUUUACACCUGCGAGUUCCGACGAUAAAAUUCAAAGACGAAUCCUGGAUGGUGAUCGGUUAGGGCACCAGCUGCAUUCGGAAAUCGCUCGGGGUCGAAUGCUGAUGAAAGGGGAUGUCGUUCCUUCACCCUGAGGUGGAAGACUUCUGAUGAGAGUCAUCACGACCUGCACUCCUUUUUUUUUAGACAAGCGAUGUGUAUUAGCAGCCACUGACUAAAGUCUAGUUCUACGCAUACGCGCUAUAGCGGGGCCCCGGU
Messenger RNA from Suillus clintonianus, 1324 nucleotides. RefSeq lists its product as uncharacterized. Bases 58 to 1065 code for a protein of 335 amino acids. The transcript has 2 exons. The record is from RefSeq and is a predicted model, not a curated record. Lineage: Eukaryota; Fungi; Basidiomycota; Agaricomycetes; Boletales; Suillaceae.